Molecule: messenger RNA, 1106 nt
Organism: Penaeus chinensis
Lineage: Eukaryota; Metazoa; Arthropoda; Malacostraca; Decapoda; Penaeidae
Product: GTP-binding protein RAD-like
Exons: 4
Coding region: 52-720 (222 amino acids)
Cellular component (GO): plasma membrane
Molecular function (GO): GTP binding; GTPase activity; calcium channel regulator activity
Source: RefSeq, a predicted model, not a curated record
ACCUCGGCGGCGUCGUCCGCAGCCUCUUCGCAGGCCUCCUCAGCCUCCGAGAUGGUGACGCCCUACCGGGUGGUGAUGCUCGGUGGGCCCGGCGUGGGCAAGACUGCCCUUGUGCACCAGUUCAUGACGUCGGAACACAUCAACGCUUACGACAACUCUUUAGACGAGGAGUUCGGCGAGCAGUCCGUGUCGAUCAUGCUCGAAGGAGAAGAGUCUGAGAUCGUAUUCAUCGACCGGCCAGCUGACGAGAUGACGGUGGAACAAUACCUCUCGACCUACGAGCCGCACGCCUUCGUGGUCACCUACAGCGUGAUUGAGCGCCGCAGUUUCCAGAGGGCGGAGGAAGUCUUGCAGCUCCUAUGGCGGCUCGACGUCAUGACAAACAGAGGCGUCAUCCUCGUAGCAAACAAAACAGAUAUUGUGAGGUCCCGUUGCGUCACGCCAAAAGAGGGAUCGAACCUGGCGGACUCCUACGACUGCAAGUACAUCGAGACUUCGAGUGGCUUCAACCACCAGGUGGACGAACUCCUCGUCGGAAUCCUCAAGCAAAUUCGGCUGAAAACCCACAGUACCGAAGCAACGACGAGGAAGCGUAGUACGCGGAAGAAGAAGUACCGAGGAACGAAGACUUCAGCGAGCCUUAAGGUGAAGAGCUUUUUAACGAAGGUGUGCGGGAAGGAACCCAAAAGCAAGUCUUGUGAGAACCUGCACGUGCUUUGAUUUGGCACGAGGGCUGCCGGGCCUGUCUGAAGUCACGAAAGCCGCCCGAAGAAGAUUCAGUCACCUUCAUUUCCUUGCCAGUAGCCUUUGCAGUGCUCGGAAGAACUAAGACAGUGGAAAAGAAAAAUAGUCUCAACUUUGUUUCUAAUGCAUUAAGAUUGUGGGUAACCAGAGCAUUGCCAGGAUUUUUAGACGUACCUCAAUCAGUUUAUUGCAUUCCUGCUCAGGAUAGCAUACUGAGUAUCCAGUACGCUCGUUAAACUCUGCUUCUUUUCACGUCUGACGCAGACGACUAUAAAUCAUUCAGAACGUGAAAAAGCCUUGGGUAUCAGUUCAUACAGAUAAAUAUGUAUAAAAAAAAAAUGAAUAUAUAUACACACACACAA